UCGGCGGAGGAAAGCGGCCAUUUUGUUCUUGGCUGAGAAGCGGUGAAGAGAGAAAAGCGAAAGACAGAGGAAGAGCGCGCUUGGUCGGCGUUAGCGUUCCGUUUUGGGGGGAGUUUUCUCGUCCGAGCCGUUGCCUUCUCGUUAUGGGUCGGAAGAAGAAGAAGCAGCUAAAGCCUUGGUGCUGGUAUUGUAACAGGGAUUUUGAUGAUGAGAAAAUUCUUAUUCAACACCAAAAAGCAAAGCACUUUAAAUGCCAUAUAUGUCAUAAGAAACUGUAUACAGGGCCUGGUUUGGCUAUACAUUGUAUGCAGGUACAUAAGGAAACAAUUGAUGCUGUUCCAAAUGCAAUACCAGGAAGAACUGAUAUUGAACUGGAAAUAUAUGGUAUGGAGGGCAUUCCUGAAAAAGACAUGGAUGAAAGGAGAAGGCUGCUUGAACAAAAAACUCAAGCAGAAAGCCAGAAAAAGAAACAACAAGAUGAUUCUGAUGAAUAUGAUGAUGAUGAAUCUUCAGCUUCCACCUCAUUUCAAGCACAGCCUGUGCAGCCACAACAGGGAUAUAUACCACCAAUGGCACAGCCAGGUUUACCUCCUGUGCCAGGGGCACCCGGAAUUCCUCCAGGUAUACCACCAUUAAUGGCAGGUGUUCCACCAAUGAUGCCCGGAAUGCCUCCAGUCAUGCCCGGAAUGCCGCCUGGGAUGAUGCCAAUGGGUGGGAUGAUGCCUCCAGGACCAGGAAUCCCACCUCUCAUGCCUGGUAUGCCACCAGGUAGGUCAGGAAUGACGAAUCCAUAUUGUGGUAUGCCACCACCUGUUGGUCCUCGCCCUGGAUUACCUCCAAUGACGCAAGCCCAGCAGGUGACUACUCAGGGUAUUCUUAAUAGACCUCCAGCUCCUGUCAUUGCAGUACCUACUCCCCAACCACCAGUUACCAAACCACUGUUUCCUAGUGCCGGACAAAUGGGGACACCUGUCACAAGCUCAAGUACAACUUCAUCCAAUUCAGAACUGUCAGCACCUUCUAAAGCUCUGUUUCCUAGCACAGCACAAGCUCAAGCAACUGUUCCAGGCCCAGUUGGUACAGAUUUCAAACCUUUGAAUAAUGCACCUGCAACUACUACAGAACCACCCAAACCUACAUUCCCUGCUUACACACAAUCUACAGCAUCCACCACUAAUACAACAAAUAGUACUGCAGCUAAGCCUGCUACUUCUAUAACAAGUAAGCCUGCUACUCUUACAACAACCAGCGCAACCAGUAAGUUGAUCCAUCCAGAUGAGGAUAUAUCCUUGGAAGAAAGAAGAGCUCAGUUACCUAAAUACCAGCGUAACCUCCCUCGACCAGGGCAGCCAUCUAUGGGCAAUCCACCAGUUGGACCAAUUGGAGGUAUGAUGCCACCACAGCCAGGAAUUCCCCCACAGCAACAAGGAAUGAGACCACCAAUUCCACCUCAUGGUCAGUACGGUGCUCACCACCAGGGCAUGCCAGGGUAUCUUCCUGGUGCAAUGCCUCCAUAUGGUCAAGGGCCCCCAAUGGUGCCUCCUUAUCAAGGUGGACCUCCUAGACCGCCAAUGGGAAUGAGACCUCCUGUAAUGUCGCAAGGUGGCCGCUACUGAUGCUACUGCAAACGUUCUAAUAGGUUUGGAGAUUAAACCUUUUCUCGUCUUGUGCUGUUAAUAUAGCCAAGCUUCCAUCAAUUAAAACUUCAUUGUGACUUUUAGGG
Messenger RNA from Pseudonaja textilis, 1723 nucleotides. It is a transcript of the gene ZNF207, whose product is annotated as zinc finger protein 207. The record is from RefSeq and is a predicted model, not a curated record. Lineage: Eukaryota; Metazoa; Chordata; Lepidosauria; Squamata; Elapidae. Gene Ontology annotation, molecular function: microtubule binding. Gene Ontology annotation, cellular component: spindle matrix; kinetochore; nucleus. Gene Ontology annotation, biological process: attachment of spindle microtubules to kinetochore; mitotic spindle assembly checkpoint signaling; mitotic spindle assembly.